AAUUACUAAAGUCCGACAAAAAUCACAAGAGCCGUUUGCAUUUUGAAUUUUCUCCCAAAGAUCUCCAUCCCAUGGCGGACGAGAAGGUAAUCAUCGAUCUCUGUAGCUCGGACGAGGGGGAGGAAUAUGAAGAUCUCGUUGAUGACAAUAAUUGCGAGGAAACGGAUGAAGAAGAAGAAGAAGAAGAAGAAACGAGUUCAAGUGAGGAUGAUAGCGAUUGGAGCCCCGAUGAUGGUACGGAGUCAGAUGUGAAGUACGAUGAAGAUGACGAGACCGUGGAAAAAGGCGAUGAUGAUGAUGAUGACAAAGUCACUCGCCUGCUCACAGGCGGAAGUGAUUUGAAAGCUCUAAAUGUAAAAGAAUGCAAAGCAUAUCUGAGAAAGCAUGGUCUAAGACUAUCUGGCACCAAAGCAGUUUUUAUUGAGAGAAUUCUUGAGCAUUGGAGGGUAAAAGAUGGGAGCGGGGAAGCACUUUAUCCAAGAUCAUCUUUUGCUAUCAAUUGUAAAGGUGAUGUCUGCAAAGGAGACACUGUUUUGUUUACACAGAAGGUUCAUCACAAGUAUGAAAAGAUGAAAGGGAGUGGAAAAGUUAUGGGGAGAAGAACUGUCGCUGGCCAGGUUGUUAAAGAAAGCUAUGGUACUGCUAAACAGCAACACACUUUCACCAUUGAAGUGCUUUGGUGUGAGGGGAUACAGAAAUUGCCUCCCUUGUACCCUUUACUAGUGAAGGGGAGAAAUCUUUAUAGGUUAAUGACCUUGAGGCAGCGAUGGGCUAAUGAAGACGACAGAGUCAAAGUUCUCUCUGAAAAGCAUAGCCGUGGUGCCGCAGCAAGAAAAAUUAUGAGAGAAAGGAAAAUAAAGCUGGGAUAUGUACUAAAAGAUGGAAGACUUCAAAAGCCUGGUCAUGUGAAGAAGCCUUGGCAAAUGAAGAACAGAAAAAACGAGAAUGAUGAGAAUCAACCCCAGAGGUUUAGACCAGACAUCCCGGCUAAUUACUCACAUGUUGCUUUCCCAAACCAAAUUCCUUCACAGGGCCAUAAGAAUCCAACCCAGUCGAGAAAUAUGAAUCCUCCUCUUCGUCCCAACAAUUCCCAUACAUAUGCUCCUCGUCCAUACGCUCCUUUCGGUGUUCCUCAUUCACAUCUGCCUCGUCCAUACGCUCCUUUCAGUGUUCCCCAUUCACAUCUUCCUCGUCCAUACGCUCCUUUCGAUGUUCCCCAUUCACGUUUUCCUCGUCCAAGCAAUCCUCCUCCACACCCAUAUGCUUAUUCAACGCAACAAAACCAAGCAAUACAAAGACCACCGCCAGCUUUCUACAACGGAAGACCAGCUUCUAAUGCUGUGCAGGGACAAGCAUCUUUCAACCCACAUGCCAAUAGACACGUUACGCAUCAGUGGAGACCAUACCAGAACCACCAUGCAAGCUCGAACAGUGGCUACAACUACGGAGUGAGGGACUUGGAUCACUUCUCAGAUAUGAUGAUAAGCAACGGAAGAGAUGGAGAGAUUUACAGGCAGAGUGAGGACACUCGCAGAACACACAUGAACCAUCAUACCUCCUACAACUCCAGCUCCAAUAGUGAUUCCAAUAGCCGUGGAGCAAGUGCCUUGCACAUGAUAAGCCACACAUACGCAGACGCAGAGUAGGGACACUUGCAGGCCAAAUCAUCGGUAACAGUUCUACCUGAGGCUGUGUCAGAGGCAGAGUUUUUAUUCAAGUUUGUUUGUAGUUGCGUAGGGUUUCUUGCUUCUUGAUUGAUUUUCAUUUUGAAGUUAAGCACCUGAAGUAUUAUUGUUAAACCUUCCUUUUUUUUUAUAUGCAUCAAGCUACAUAUUUUUGUAUCUAUUUGGAAAUUAAAAAAGAAGAUAGUAAAGUAAAAAUAAAUAAACAGAAUGAAUUGAUUUUCCCAUUGA
Molecule: messenger RNA, 1913 nt
Organism: Thlaspi arvense
Lineage: Eukaryota; Viridiplantae; Streptophyta; Magnoliopsida; Brassicales; Brassicaceae
Source: the annotation of a GenBank genome assembly